AGCUAAUUAUUAUGUAUGAAACCAUGGGAAUAAAAGAAAAAAAUUAUGCGAUUUUAAUAAUGUCUAUAAAACAUAAUCAUUGUUAGAACUUAAACAAUGGUCCAUCUCGCCAAACAUGCUGUCACAGAGUUACAUAAUCUAUUAAGACAUUUUUGUGAAAGUAAUAAAAAUUUGAUACAUUUUUUUUCAAUACUCCACCAUCACCAUCCAGUGUAAUCUAGUAAUUUUUGUGACCAGAAAAAGAACAGUGGAGGAGCAAAGAUCCCAUUUCAGAUAAACGUCUAAGUGCAGCUGCAAUGUUGACUAACCAGAUCACCCACCUUCAUAAUUAUAGGCAACGGAAAGAGCUGGUUGUUAUUUUUAGAUACUUUAAUUAGAUGUGACAGUACUUGAUCUGAAGAUGAAAGUGAUAGUUCACUUAAAAACGUCACUGUUAAAAAAAAAAACAGACAAACGUGUUUAAAUAAACACACACAGGGAGACAUACUGUAUAAACACUGUACGUCUGUUUUCACAUAUAUAAAAGAAACCCCUAUAGUUCAUGUAAAUCUUAAGAAAUAACUACAUUUUGUCACUUACUGUCACAAGCUUAAUUGUGAUUUAAUGUGAUUAAACCCACACAAAUAAGUCCAAAGCUAUGAAACAGAGGAAACUGGACACAUGACUUCCUUUCUUUUUUUUUAAGUGUGGGGUGCAUUUGUAUUUAUCCCAUUCUGAUUUCUUUCAUUCUUGGUCUACACAGUUACUUCAUAGACCCACCUUUUACAGCUGCAACUUUACCAUAUUUGCACAUCUAGAGCUUGAGAAUUUUACCCAUUGUAUUUUUUUAAUUUUUUUUUAAUAGCUUAAGAUCAGUCUGCCUGGAUGAACUUGAUGGAUGGAUCUGAACAUCAUUUUUCAAAUUUGCCACAAAGCUCUGACUGUAUAUUUAGGUUUAUCUUACUUGAAGUCUUUCAUAGCCUCUAACAGUUUUUUUGUUUGUUUGUUGUUGGGUUUUUUUUGUUAAGGAUUGCCCUGUAUUUGGCAUUAUCCAUUACCAACUUGUACCAGUUCCUUGCCUACACCACUAUAAUGCUACAGAAGCCCUUUUGGAUUUUUUUAUUUAUUUUUUACUCUAAAUGUGUAUUAUUUUCCUUUCAAUUCGUGUUUUUAAUGAUGUAGUGCCAGUAUUCCUACACUAGAGGGUGCUAACUCCCACUUUUAAACGCAUCUAUGAAAUUGAACGUUAGCUCCUUUAGCUCCAGAGCGUUGAGCUUUAGCUCCUUAUGCUAGUUAUGUCACCGCAGUAACUUUAUGGUUUUACCUCUGUAAAAAGUGGUUUUGUAGCAUACAACUUCAACGCAGUAGGUUCGACAUGGACGAGCCGGACACGGCAGCGAUCCUACCCGAAGACCUCCUCGGCGCCUCGUCAACGGAUGACCAGCUGUCCGAUUCUGAGGACCGCAAAGACGAAGCAGGUCUACCGACCGCCACCACCUCUGUGCCGCCGUCGUGCCGGUGCCCUGUCCCGGUGUCCGUGGAGCCGGUGCUUUUCCUCUCCAUGUUCUCCCUGGCUCUCCAGGCCCCUCUGACCACGCAGUACCUGUGGGACCGAAUUAGUGAGGACCUCGGCUACAAUGGCUCCAGGAGGUCUGGGUGCAGCAACAGCUCAGUGGACCCGGACCCGCUGCAAAAGGAAGUUGAAACUCUGACAGCUCACUGGAACCUGUACAUCAGCCUCGGGGGGUUUUCUGUCGGGCUCGUGGUUGUCCCUCUCCUGGGCUCUUGGAGCGAUGUAGCAGGUCGCAGAACCGUCCUCAUCCUCCCCAACUUCGGCCUGGCGCUACAGGCCGUGGUCUACCUCGUGGUGAUGUACCUCAAGCUGCCUGUGGUUUACUUUCUGGUGGGCCGGCUGCUCAGUGGCCUCUCGGGGGAUUUCAACGCCGUUCUGGCCGGCUGCUUUUCCUACGUGGCGGACAUCAGCGACAGGAGGUCCCGCACCUUCAGGGUGGCGGUUCUGGAAGCUUGUCUGGGCAUUUCAGGGAUGUUGGCCAGCAUCAUAGGAGGCCAGUGGCGGCGGGCACAAGGUUACAUCAACCCGUUCUGGCUGGUCCUGGCCACCAACUUGGCCUCAGCUCUCUACGCCUACCUGUUCAUCCGAGAGUCCGUCCGUCCGGACCCGAGCGCUAGGCUCCUCUCCGCUCGCCACUAUAAAGCCGUCUGGCGCCUCUACUCCACAGGAGGCAUCAGCGGCGAAGGCGGUGGAGCGCUGCUUCACAGGGGCAAGCUGUGGCUCUACACGCUCUGCUUCUUCCUGGUGGUGGCUGUUCACUUCGGCACCAGAGAGCUGUACGUGCUGUAUGAGCUGAGCUCCCCGCUGUGCUGGGACUCGGCUCUGAUUGGCUACGGGUCGGCCGCUCAGAACCUGGCCUACCUGAGCAGCCUGCUGGGGCUGAAGGCCAUGCAGCGCUGCCUGCAGGACUCCUGGGUGGCUCUGGUGGGCCUUGUGUCGAACAUUUUUGGGCUGGUGGUCUUCUCUGUGGCGGAUACCACCCAACUUAUGUUCACAGGUUACGGCCUGUGUUUCCUCUUCAUGGCUUCCACUCCCGUCCUCAGGUCAAAGCUCUCCAAGUUGGUUGACCCAUCAGAACAAGGGGCCUUGUUCGCCUGCGUUGCCUGUGUGGAGAGCUUGUGUUUCCUUGUGGGCACCAGCCUCUUUAACUCCAUCUAUCCAGCCACUCUGCAUUUCAUGAAGGGCUUCUCGUUCCUGUUUGCUGCCAUCAUCCUCCUCAUUCCUACUGCAAUAAUUGGAGCUCUACAGUGUUUGGACCAGCGGAGGGAACGCAGGGACUCUACAUCCUGAGUGCUAAGAGCCGGUCCUGAUGGACCCAUUUGUGGACAUUCAGUACUCAUCUGGUCUGUGACGCUGUUAGAAACUGGGAUCCUAACAAACAUUAAGGCUGCUAUUCUGCAAAGGGAUUCUUCCCCCCAAAAUGACACUAAAACGUCAAGACCAAAAACUGAAGAAACAACCAUGUGGGCUAACCUCCCUCGAUUUGUGAGUGAGUAGAGCUACACAAAGAGUUAAAUGUCUCACAACCAUUUAAUCAAGAUGUUCAGGCACAUGAAUAUUUUAUACAUUGACUUGAAAUUUUUUUGUACAGCACUAUGUGAAUUUAUUAACUACAAUAGCUAGCUACGGAAGCACAGUAUUGUUCAAUAAUAGCCACGUUCAAAACAACCUUUGAUUUCUGAUUAUAUAUCAAAAAUGGAGACAGCUUUGUCUGUUCCAGUUAAAUCUGUCUUUUAGAAAAAAUUGUGCAAAAGAAAAAAAUAAUAUGUAAUAUUUAAUUCAAUUUUUUUUUGUCCAUUUUGAGAUAAGUAAAGUAUUUUUUUAAUUGAAUUUAAACUAGUUGUAGAUCAGAAAACCCUUCUUAUGUCCAUCUAUCCAUUUUCUAACACCCUCGUCCCUAGUGGGGUGAGGAGGUGCUGGUGUCUAUCUCCAGCUAACGUUCGAGAGGCGGGGUUCACCCU
Xiphophorus hellerii (green swordtail) is the source of this 3513-nucleotide messenger RNA. It is a transcript of the gene slc46a1, whose product is annotated as solute carrier family 46 member 1. The record is from RefSeq and is a predicted model, not a curated record. Gene Ontology annotation, cellular component: plasma membrane. NCBI's taxonomy places the organism in Eukaryota, Metazoa, Chordata, Actinopteri, Cyprinodontiformes, Poeciliidae. The transcript is spliced from 6 exons. Gene Ontology annotation, biological process: transmembrane transport. Bases 1355 to 2842 code for a protein of 495 amino acids. Gene Ontology annotation, molecular function: transmembrane transporter activity.